Acanthaster planci (crown-of-thorns starfish) is the source of this 2775-nucleotide messenger RNA. Its product is annotated as arrestin domain-containing protein 1-like. Gene Ontology annotation, cellular component: cytoplasm. The record is from RefSeq and is a predicted model, not a curated record. Lineage: Eukaryota; Metazoa; Echinodermata; Asteroidea; Valvatida; Acanthasteridae. Gene Ontology annotation, biological process: protein transport.
GCUGCCUUUGCGUUGCUGUGUAAGGGUACUGCGCACUGGAACUUGCACAAAACCGCCUGAUCCAGGUCUGGCCGUGUCGCGCACAGGUUCAACUGGUUUGGGAGUAUUGCUCGUCGCGGUUUGGACGGGUCCCAUGGUGGAUUUGGUUUCCUUGUUCGGGCUUCGGAAGGGGACGUUCCUGAUCGCUGUAUCUUCGUGGGAACUGGAAAACAUUGGAUAAAUGGAUAGCCCUGCACAAGAUCUACACAGCUAGUGUUACAACAUUUUAUUCAGCAGUUCGUGAGAAAGCCAGCGAGACCCAGACAGACGUACACUUGUCACUCUGUGCCCUCGGCUAGCUGGCCGGACAAAAAUGACGUUUUCAUUUCAAAGUGUGAUAAAAGCACACAUAAUUUAUAUCAGACCAUAGCACUCUGCAUUGUGCAGUGAGUUAUACAAUAAACCCAGCCAGGGUCGAAGUGGGAAUCUCUCGGUCGGCAAACCUUGCAAUGGGUAAACUGAAAGACUUCCAGAUUGUUUUGGAGAAGAGCAGGAAGGUGUUUUUGCAGGGUGACGCCAUAAGAGGACAGGUGAUGAUGUCGGUGGUAUCAGACGGUUUACAGAAUGUGAAAGGUGUGUGGUUGAUAUUUCACGGUUGCUGCGGUGUACUAGAUGCAGGAAGGCGGCACGGUGUACCUCGCAAGGAGGAAACGUAUUUCAACGCUUGCAUCACCUUGUUUGGAAAAGGACCAGACGCCCUUGACACCCAAGACCUCAACCUUCUUCCCGGUAUGCAUGGCUUCCCGUUCGAAUACCAACUCCCAUGUCAGCCCAUUCCAUCUUCAUUUGAGGGGGAGUUUGGAUAUGUUCGGUAUAGUGCUACGGCCACUGUGUGUUUAAAGCGGGCGUUGGGAAACAAGAAAUUCAGCACGGUAGAGAUGUUCAGUAUCGUUGGUCCAACAGUGGAUCUGAAUUCCGUUUCGGGCUUGCAGGAAGGUACAUAUUCAACUUAUGAAGAAAGUGGAUUUCUGGGCUUGUCUGGUGUCAAGACGACGGUUAAAUACGGGAUUCCUAGACAAGGCUUUGUACCCGGUGAAAACAUCAACAUCACCGGUCACGUGAAUAACGCCAAUGGCCCUAAACACUCAAGAGUUUUUCGGGCUCAGCUAGUCCAGAAAAUUGUUUUCAACUUUGGUUUUAUGACGGUAUCCCGAAAGCAGUGUUUAGCAGAAGCAUCAAUUAAGGUAAAGCUCAAGAAGGGAGGAGAGGCAUAUUUUACAGUUGGACCUUUGAGCAUACCUCCGGUGCCGUCUUCUGGACUUCCUGGUUGUAAUCUGAUUGAUGUUAAGCACUACGUUAAGGUGGACGAUUGUGAGGGAAGCCGCGCUGGUAAAUUCGCUGUGACAAUCGGUACUGUGCCUUUCCAUGAAGUCCAGCAUUGUAGGCAGUCGCUUGCCGGUAUCCAUAUGAAGGAUACAGCGGCUGCAGUAGCUGCAGGUGGAAAUUGCGAAACCCGACUGCCUACGUACGAGGAAGCAAUUGGCAUUGUAAGACCCGCCAGCGUCAGAGAAGAUUCCGUGUCUGGACCAGCUGACACGUUUGUUCCUUGUUACCCGUACUUCUGCAUACCAGCUACUGAUCCGCCUCCCUCAUAUGUCAAAGAGUAGAUGCCUAUCCAGCCAAUAUUCCCGCAAAGAGGUCAGGAUGGGAAUCCAAACAAUAAUGUGAUCUUCUUUUUAUGAUGAUGACAUCGUAAAUCUACCCUCGGCAAAGUUAUUUGGACCGAUUUAACAGCGCGCAAGAGAGUGCAUUGCCAGGAGGUGGAUUUCUUUCUCGCGUACGCGCAAGGAUCAUCGAAGUAUCUCGGAAUGCGGCUUUGAACGAUUAGACAUGCGUGAUAGAGUAGAUCAUGUGAAUGAAAGUUUUCUUCUUAGCACCCAUAACUUUUUAUUAUUGUGGCGUGACAGUGUGUGUGGCUACAGUUAUGCCAAAUUCUCAUUAAAACACUCCACAGCGUAUAGGCCAAUAUCUUUAUGCAUUAUGCUGCUUGAACAUGUAGAGCUAAAAAUGUACAACCAUUGACAGCCUUUUUGUUUUAAUUAUUUUUUUGUGCAAAUGAUGAUUUUUUUUCUGCGGUUAGAUUUUGACUUUCAUUUAAGCAUAAUACCCCUUUCUCGACGUUCAAACCGUACAAAAUGGUAAAUGUUGCGACUUUUGAAUCAUGCCUGACUGUGAGCGCGUCCGGAGUCCUGGCGAACGUUUUGUUAUUCAACUAUGCGUCUUGCGCGGUCCAAAUCACGGUUGACCACACACCCUGCGCCAGUACAACACCGACACGGCAGCCUGAUGGAUCGAAGUCUUGUCAGUCACGUGUAUCAAACAAGACGUUAUAUAUUACCGGAACUAUAGAAUUUCAUAGUCGCGUUACGGUUACCGUACAAAUAGCCACUGCGUUUAUAAAUAUAUUCAAUGUGGUAAUUUUGUUUGUUUGUUUGUUUGUUUGUUUGUUUGUUUGUUUUUUCAAGUUGAAUCAUUCCUGACGACGGAUAUUAAUACAGUACCUAUGGAUACACUUUUUGUUAUAAAUGAUACAUUUGACAUUACCUACAAUUCAACGAUAUCACUGUGACGGAGAAAAGUUAUAUGUCUGUUGAAAAAUGUACGGUAAGAGAUGCCCGCAUGCCUACUUCGAAAAAUGCACGAAGUGUAAUGGCGUACAGACUUAUGUCUAUACAAGUGGGGAAAGAUAAUAAAAUUGGCUGAACACGCUGUCUGUCUUUAAACUCAGUAGAAAAA